Messenger RNA from Seminavis robusta, 1609 nucleotides. NCBI's taxonomy places the organism in Eukaryota, Bacillariophyta, Bacillariophyceae, Naviculales, Naviculaceae. The record is from the annotation of a GenBank genome assembly.
UUCUAGCUAGCGUUCUGAUGCCCAAUCGAGCUCAGAGCAGAAGCCAUUGGAAGGAGGAAGCUUGCCAACCUCCAACACAUUUUUCCCUCGAACAAACGAAUACUGUAGCCAACUUUCAUAACUAUGAUAGCAUCAGCAUUAGGUGGUGGUAGAAUCAGGGCAACUGGAGCAAGACCCACUGUUUCUCGAGCCGUGUUGUUCUUGGAGGCAUUAUGCGUCACGCUGUGGUUGGCCCAAGAGUUGUUCAUGAACCGUUCCAUCUAUGCGACGGUGAAUCAUCAUCCUGAACCAAUGGGACAACGAGAACUGGAAGCUCCUGGUUGUUACAAAGAGCAAGAAUCAAUGAAUGGUACAGCACCAGCACGGCGGGUGUUGUCGCCGGCAUCACCGACCAGUGCUCCCUCCAGCUUGCAUUCCACAGUGCAACCCACCACCAAGGCGCCAUUGUCAAAUGCUGCUUCCUCCACAAUAUCCUUAUCAUCCCUACCUCAAAAACCACGUCUCUUUUGGUGUGGAUACGAAGACAUGGGUAAUAUUGCAGCGGCUACCCUGUUUCCAGAUUUUGGCUACCCUGGAAGUUACACCUAUCGAUGUUUGGGGCCCAAACGGACCAUACAGGCACAACCCUACGAUGUCAUUGUAUAUGGAAUGCACGGAAAAUGCUUCGAUUUUCGAGACAAUAUACCUGGCUUAUUGAACGUUUUUCCCGGCAAGAUUUUGUUCAUUAAUGGAGAAUCUUUUGGCAAUAUUCAAACCAUGAACCCGACAUCCAGCGAACGACUCUAUCAACUUGGUCCCUAUCGAGAACAACAAGCCUGGCAACAUCAUUCCUUUCAAGUAUACUUUUUGGUCAUUCGAUUUUUUAAACUCUCAAAAGAACAGCAACGUUCUAUUACGGAUCAUCGAUACAAACCACACGGGAAUUCACCCAAAGAGCAUCCAACCACAGUGGCCUACUUUGUCAGCAAUUGUGUGGAUUUUCGACAACAAGCUGCCGCCGAGAUUGGAGAAAUUAUACCAUUGCACCAUACCAAGGGUUGUCACGUCAAUGCCUCCAAGGCAGAGUUGGUACCCUCCCCAAAGCUAAUGUCCAUGGGAGCCCGUGGCGCCUAUGAGAAUCAUGAGUUGUAUCAGAAUUACAAGUACUGCUUGGUCAUGGAAAACAAGGUGUAUCCUGGAUACAUUACAGAAAAAAUACUCAACUCUUAUUUGGGUGGGUGUGUCCCCAUUUACUAUGGAACCAAAGAGAUUUUUGAUAUUUUUCACAAGGACAGUUUUGUGUUUUACAACGUCACCAAUCCUCAACCGGCGCUGGAACAACUGCAAAUGCUGGAAAAUGAUCCCAAUGCCUAUCAAAAGAUGCUGUACGAUACACCCAUUCUGGCAUCGCCUGAGGUCUUGGAGAAGUACUUUUCCUUGUCGGAUGAUGUUGGAGGUGGACGGCUGAAGAAGCAAAUACGGGAAAUGAUGGGGAUAGAGGGUACUUGGGAACAGAAAGAGUAGAUAGAUGAAUGAAAGCAUAGAUAAAGAUAUGGGCUUCACAUUGUCUUAGAAUGUUCGUGGGAGCCUUGCUGUAACGUUUCUGCUUUGGAGUUUGCAGCGUCGAACC